GUUGCUAAUGAAAUCUCAGCCUGGAAAGACGAACGAACAAAGCUUCAUUAAGGUUCUAUAGCGAAGACAAAGAAAUGUUAUCGACACAGCUUCUGUUACUCUGCAUGAUGGCAGGGUUUCAAUUGCCAACCUUUGCAGAACCCAUGAUUGAGGUCUUUAAAUGGAAGCAGAUGGACUUUUUAAAUCGCGGGGACAACUCAGAUCCUCAUGCUCACCAUUCUCGUCCUUGUUUGAAGACCUCCGAUUCCGGUGUUAACAAUAGUGGCGCCUUCAUUCAAUACAACAAUGUGCCCCAGGGUGUCACUCACUUUAGGGGACGCCUCUUCAUCACGACUCCCAGGCGGCAGGAGGGCAUUCCGUCCACCCUGAACUAUAUCGAUCUGGCCAGAGAUGGACGGAGGCAGAGUCCCAUUCUCCGAGCCUAUCCCAACUUCGCCUUGAACCAGUUCAACGUGAGUGCGGAGCAUCUGGUGUCCGUCUACAGGACCUCAGUGGAUGCCUGCCAGCGACUUUGGUUCGUCGACACUGGAAUGCUGGAGUACCCAAAUAACCGCCAACAGAUUCGGCGCCCCAGUAUCUGGGUGGUCGAUUUGGCCACGGAUCGAGUGCUGAAGCGCUUCGAGAUCCCGCAGAGCAUUGUGGAAAUUGGUCGCGGAAUGGCCAGCAUCACCGUUGAUGUGCAGGCGGGAAAUUGCGGCGAUGCCUAUGCUUAUAUCCCGGAUCUGGUCAAUCGCCGUUUGCACGUUUAUCACCUGCGAGACGAUAGAAUUUGGUCCUUUGAGCACAGCUUCUUCAACUUUGACCCGCUCUCUGACGAUCUGAACAUUGGCGGACAGAAAUUCCGCUGGGAUGACGGCAUUUUCUCGACCACUUUGGGACCACAUCAACCAGAUGGCAGCCGCAACGUCUACUUCCAUCCCAUGGCCAGCACGAAUGAGUUUCUGGUGUCCAACAGAGUGCUGCAGCAGGAGUCCAAUGCGGCGCGCUCCGAUCACGGCAGUGAUUUUCAAAUGCUAGGAAGCCGUGGUUCAUCCACACAGUCCACCAUGCACGAGUACGAUCCGGGGACCGGUGUGAUCUUCUUUGCCGAAGUGCAGAAGAGCGGAGUGGGCUGCUGGAAGACCAGCAAGCCGUCGUCAGCGGAAAACCAUGGAUCUGUGUAUUCAAAUGCAAGAGAAAUGAUUUAUCCUAGCGACUUGACGAUCGAUGAAGAGGGAACCAUUUGGGUGAUGUCCAACUCCAUGCCCAUAUUUGUGUACUCCAAACUGGACACGAAUGUAUACAAUUUCCGAGUCUGGAGGCAAAAGGCAACGCGGGCCAAAAGGGGAACAGUUUGUCAGUGAUUUGUGUGAAAUUGCUUUAAUGAAUGUAUCGCAAGGUCGUUACAUCAGUAAUAAUAUGUAUAUUUUGAAAUUACCCACUGAAACUUAUAUAUAAAAUAAAUCAAAAAGCAUUUACAAAUGUACCGUUAAAAA
This is a messenger RNA of Drosophila elegans, 1475 nucleotides long. RefSeq names its product L-dopachrome tautomerase yellow-f-like. The transcript has 4 exons. The record is from RefSeq and is a predicted model, not a curated record. Lineage: Eukaryota; Metazoa; Arthropoda; Insecta; Diptera; Drosophilidae. The coding region runs from base 75 to 1343 and encodes 422 amino acids. Gene Ontology annotation, cellular component: extracellular region.